This is a messenger RNA of Momordica charantia (bitter melon), 898 nucleotides long. RefSeq names its product Chalcone-flavanone isomerase family protein (gene TT5). NCBI's taxonomy places the organism in Eukaryota, Viridiplantae, Streptophyta, Magnoliopsida, Cucurbitales, Cucurbitaceae. Gene Ontology annotation, molecular function: chalcone isomerase activity. The record is from RefSeq and is a predicted model, not a curated record. Gene Ontology annotation, biological process: flavonoid biosynthetic process.
UCCAAUUCCCUCCCAAACUCCUCAAUCGAGAAACUGACAAUGGCGCCGGUGGCUGAUCUCGGCGGAGUUCAGGUUGAGAACGUCCCGUUUCCACCCCAAAUAAAGCCUCCAGCCUCCGCCAAGACUCUCUUCCUCGGCGGCGCAGGAGUUAGGGCUUUGGAGAUCGGAGGAAACUCCGUAAAAUUUACUGCGAUUGGCGUCUACUUGGAGGAGGACGCUGUGGCGCCGCUCGCCGGUAAGUGGAGCGGAAAGAGUGCGGAGGAGUUGAUGGAUUCCGUCGAGUUCUUCAGAGACGUCGUCACUGGCCCUUUCGAGAAGUUCACAAAUGUAACUUUGAUAUUGCCACUGACGGGUGAGCAAUACGCUGAGAAAGUUGCAGAAAACUGUGCUGCAGCUUGGAAAUCUAUGGGAAUCUAUACCGAUGAAGGAGCCGAAGCCAUUCAGAAGUUCAUUGAUGCCUUCAAGAAUGAAACUUUCCCUCCUGGCUCUUCAAUUCUUUUCACCCAUCUACCUCCCAACUCUUUAUCGAUUAGCUUCUCAAAAGAUGGAAGCAUUCCUGAAAAAGGGAGGGCGACGAUAGAGAACAAGCUGCUGAGUGAAUCUGUGUUGGAAUCAAUCAUCGGUAAGAAUGGGGUUUCACCAGCUGCAAGGCUUAGUUUGGCCACCAGAUUCUCCCAAUUAAUGUUGCAAAAUUAAACCCAACACUCACAAAAUUUCUCUGCCAAACAAGACAUCAUCUCAACAACCCAAACCCAUGUGGAUGUUGAUUGUUAAUGUUGGUGAGAAAAAAUCAGCCCCCUCCUUUUCCCACUCCCACUCUCUUGGUUUACUUUUCUUCUUUUUUACGUUGCUUUCUCUUCCGGAAUAAGACACAAAACGACAUCGUUUCAUUUCUUUC